AUGGACUCGCAGCUAUUAUGCUAUAACUGUCGAAAGCCAGGACACUUCAAGGCAAAUUGUCCUCAUCCCAUAGUGAGCAAGCAUCAAGAUAACAGAACUACCAUAAGCCCCUCAAAAGAGACUGGAGAAAGACAUAAAAGAAGCGACAAGCCUGAAUCAUCAAACUCCAAAAAGGAAGGAAGAAGGAAGGCAAUGGUAGUAAAUGAAACUUCUAACACAAUUGCAACCGAAAGUAGUUCCUCAAGCUCUAGCUCAGAAGACGAAAGCACUGAUGAGGAAAAAGGACUGUUGUGCCUAUUCAGUCAGGAGUCAGACGAACUGUGUCUCAUGGCAGAUGAAGACGAGCAACCUAUUGACGAAGAUAUCUCAGACGAAGAAGACAUACUUUCGUCCUACACGAAAUAUCAGCCAAAGGUUUCAGAACCCGAACCUGUGUCUCAAGAAAAGGUGGGAAUUCAACAGAAUGAUCCUACAAGUAUGAGUACGGAAAGCGAAAGAACCAUUACGGAGGCACGAGAGGAAAAGAGUGAAAUUCUCAGUGAGCCACUAGUGACUGAGCAAGAGCUUAAUCAAUUUCUUGAACACGCUCAACACAUACGAAACCUUCUCCGUGACACAACCGACAAUGAAUCAAGAGAAUCUUUCCACUCUGUUGGCAACCCUAUUGGAUAUGUCAAGGAAGACAGUGUGCUGGAACUAAGUGAUAGUUUUGACUACUCACCCUCAGGCACUCCUACUAAGAUAGCAUCCCCUCUCAAGUCCACCGCAAGCAGCAAGAAAAAGAAAGCCUGA
Ipomoea nil (Japanese morning glory) is the source of this 792-nucleotide messenger RNA. RefSeq lists its product as uncharacterized. The record is from RefSeq and is a predicted model, not a curated record. Lineage: Eukaryota; Viridiplantae; Streptophyta; Magnoliopsida; Solanales; Convolvulaceae. The coding region runs from base 1 to 792 and encodes 263 amino acids. Gene Ontology annotation, molecular function: zinc ion binding; nucleic acid binding. The transcript is spliced from 3 exons.